Chondrus crispus (carragheen) is the source of this 1290-nucleotide messenger RNA. Its product is annotated as Xylosyltransferase, family GT14. The record is from RefSeq and is a predicted model, not a curated record. Gene Ontology annotation, cellular component: membrane. The coding region runs from base 1 to 1290 and encodes 429 amino acids. NCBI's taxonomy places the organism in Eukaryota, Rhodophyta, Florideophyceae, Gigartinales, Gigartinaceae. The transcript has a single exon. Gene Ontology annotation, molecular function: glucuronosyltransferase activity.
AUGUCGCGCCGCCCUUCGUCUGCGGGCACCCCCUCCCUCCUCUCCCCCUCCCCUAGCAGCCCUCUUGCGCCCUCCCAGAUUUCCUCGAAGCACCCCCCAGCCCCGCCCGCCUGGCGCCGCGGCACCCGCCUCUGGGUCGUAGUCCUCGUGGUAACCUUUAUCAUUUUCGAGCGCACCUCCGUCUUCGUCGCCCCGGCCCGCGCAGCCGCGGUAUCCCCCGAACUUGUCGCGCGUGACACGGCUGCUGUGGAUCAGCCUCCCGUCCGUGUUACCGUCAACGGGUCUGCGGAGCAAACGCCCGGGCGCGAAGCGAAUAUCGCCUACUUUAUUCAGAUCGCAGAGAACACCAUCGGCCAUCUCCCGCGCUUGCUUCGCCGCAUUUACCACCGCAACAAUGUCUACGCUAUACAUUUCGACCUCAAGAUUCCGCCGGCCGUUUUGCGCGAGGCCAAGGACAAGAUUCGAGCCAACCCGGAGUAUGCCAAGAAUGUCCACAUCAUGACGUCAGAGCUGAUCACGUACCGUGGCAUUUCCAUGCUGCUCAACACCAUCAAUGCCAUGCGCCUGCUCAUUGAUGAGGACGCCAAGUGGGACUACUUUAUCAACCUCUCGGGAGCCGACUACCCCCUACUUUCCGCGCAUUCGCAACGCAGCUUCCUCGGCCGCGAGAUGGGACUCAACUACUUUACCUUUGCGCCAAAGCGCACAUGGGACGCCAUGGCGGAGAACCGUCUGGCCCAGGUGUGGUAUGACGAGGGCAUUUCUUUUCGAAAGACCGCCGCAAUUGGCAAGUUAGAGCGCUUGGAUAUUCGCAAUCCGAUCGUGGACAACCGCAACUUUGACGUGUCGCACGCGGAGGCCUGGAUGAUCGCGUCACGUGACUUUUGCGACUUUGUUGUGCGGGGGGAUAUGGCCAGGAAAAUGCUUGUGGCAUUUGCGUUCGCUGCCGAUAGUUCAGAGCAUUACUUUGCAAGUCUGGCGUGGAACCAUGAAAAGUACAAAAAGUCGAUCGUCCCGCACUCGAUGCGCAUGGUCGUCUGGAUGCACAAUGGCGUUCUUGCGGGGCAGCACCCGUACUACAUCGACGAGAGGGAAGAGAAUGGCCAGUAUAAGUUCAAGCAGGAAGUGGCCACGAGUGUGUUGUUUUUCGCGAGGAAGUUUCAAGAGCCGGACUCGCCGCUUAUGGAUUUUGUCGAUCGUAGGACGGAUGAUAAAGACUUGAUGGACAAGGUUUUCGAUCAUAUCAGUAGGAAGAUUGCGGGCCGCGCGCGACGACUGGCAGAAUUGUAG